AUCAGCUUUGUGCCGUUGUCAUUUCACUUGCUUGAACUGUCCGGGAACAUGACGGUGACACUUUCUUUUCUAACUCAGGAAAAGGAUACUCUUCCUGGUCUGGUGGACAAGAAAGAGAUAACAGCAGCACUCAGGCUGUGCAACUAUGAUCCUGAUGAGGUCAUGUCUGUCUACCUCACUAUAUUUGGUAACAGCCUUUUUCAGUCCUCCAGCAAAGCACAACAUUUUUCAGAGCUGAAUUCUUUCCGGAGCCAUUUGGAAAAGGACAGGAUAAUUGAAGACCUCAAACAAAAACUUUACACAAAAGAGAAUGAGCUAGAGAAACUUUUCCAGAGGAACAGCUACUUAAAUCGAGAUUCCGAGUACCUUGCUAAUAUGGUCCACCAAUUGAACCAGCGAGUAGCUGAACUUGAAGCUGACAAACAAGAGGCCAGUGAGAAAAUCCGAGCCUUGUUGAACCGAAGGUCCACCGAAGUGCCAGCCAAGGUGCCCCCUAAACCCUCUGUAGAUCUGGAGCACCUUCGACAAGUCAGCCGUUUGACUCACGAGUUGAACGUCUCCAACAAGCAUCUGAGCUCCACUGUGCGUCACAUGUUGGUGGAUUUGCAGAAUCAUUUCAAGCAGUUGAGGGAGCUGGUGGAGAAAAUGACUGAAGCAGAGCAGCACAGGGUUAAGGAGCAAGAGGAGCUUCGCUCCCUUUACAUGAAAGAGGCCCUGGAGAGAAAAACUUUGUACAAUAAACUUCUAGAGCUUCAAGGGAACAUCCGGGUAUUCUGCAGAUGUCGAGGUAAUGCUACAGCAAACUCCUGUGUGGAGGUGCCAUCUGAACAGGAGAUUGCAGUCAUUCAGAAAGGAGGCAAGAAGAAAUUUAACUUUGAUAGGGUCUAUUCACCAAACUCUACUCAGGAACAAGUAUUUGAGGGCACCCUACCCAUCAUAACUUCUUGUGUUGACGGAUAUAAUGUAUGCAUCCUAGCCUAUGGCCAGACAGGCUCUGGGAAGACAUACACAAUGAUGGGACCUAAAAACAGUCCAGGAGUUAAUAUAAGGUCUGUCAGAGAGUUGCUGUCUAUAUGCAAAAACAGAGAAAAUGUAACAUAUACUCUAAAGGUAUCCAUGUUAGAGAUCUACAAUGACAGCCUGAAUGACCUUCUGGCAAAGGACCCAAGUAAUCAUCUGGACAUUCGUACCCAAGGAAAAUCUGUCACUGUUCCAGGUUUGACACAAGUUGAAGUUAAGACUGAGGAUGACAUAUUGCAUGUCAUGGAGAUGGGUGAAAAGAACAGAAAGAUAGCAUCUACCAAAAUGAAUAUUGAGAGCUCUCGCUCUCACCUCAUCCUCACCUUGACCGUGCUUGGGGCAGACAGCAUCUCUGGGGUCAUCUCUCAAGGGACACUGACCCUGUGUGACUUGGCUGGUUCUGAGCGCAUCUCCAAGACCGAGGCCAAAGGGCAGCGCCUAGUGGAGGCAGCAGCCAUCAACAAGUCCCUCACAGCAUUAGGACAGGUUUUCAGUGCACUGAAAUGCAAUGCCAUUCAUGUGCCUUUCCGAAAUUCAAAACUCACACAUCUGCUUCAGCCAUGCCUUUGUGGAGAUGCCAAGGCUUGUGUGUUUGUGAACGUAAGUCCAGAUGCACGAAACAUGGUUGAAACUCUUAGUACGCUCCAGUUUGGCUCUUCAAUACGUCAGGUGGCACUGGGAAAAGCUACGCAGCAUGUCACUUCAACACCAAACACCAAGCAAGACAAAUAACCCCAUUACAGACCUAUGUACAGCACGUGCUCUUUUAAAAACAUAAGUCCAUAAAUCUUACUGGACCAGUUAUAGAGUGUUUUUGGAAAUAAUGCAUCAAUUUAGAUGUAAUCUAGCACUAUCACAACAAUCAUGCUGUUUUGGAUUCAUUUGUAUUCUUAUUGUGCUUAGAAACAUACGCCCAAACACAUUCCUGGAGUAAAUCCCAAUAAAUACUUCAUACUCAAUGAGCAUUUAAAAUGA
This is a messenger RNA of Alosa sapidissima (American shad), 1995 nucleotides long. Its product is annotated as kinesin-like protein KIN-14R. Gene Ontology annotation, biological process: microtubule-based movement. NCBI's taxonomy places the organism in Eukaryota, Metazoa, Chordata, Actinopteri, Clupeiformes, Clupeidae. Gene Ontology annotation, molecular function: microtubule motor activity; ATP binding; microtubule binding. The coding region runs from base 49 to 1752 and encodes 567 amino acids. The transcript is spliced from 9 exons. The record is from RefSeq and is a predicted model, not a curated record.